AUGGCGGAAUAUGUUAUUCAGAACCUCACUGGGAACCUGAUGGCAGUCAGUAAUGCACACUCCGAACGGGAACAAAUGCCACUUUGGGCAACGAAGCUUCUGACUCCUACAUUUAUGGCGGUGGCUAUCCUAGCCACCCUGCUGCCUCCAGGCCCCACGCGUGUCACUUUGGCAAGUACAGCUUUCACCGGUCUAUGGCUUCACGUCUUGACGCACUGGGUUACGGGGCCUGCGUUUUUCAUGGAUACUAUAUUUAUGAUAUCUAUUACCGUACGCUGGCUGCUCCUGUCUCUUGCAGGGACCCCCGAGGUCGACUGCCACCAGACCAGCAAUUCGGGGACAAUACUCGUCAAAAACAACAGAAAGGACGUUACGGCACUGGAUAGAUUUUAUAACAAGGCCAAAUGGACUGUAGAGCUUUGGUCCUGCUGGCGUGGCCAGGGGUGGAACUUUGUGGACCAGCAUCUUCCGCAGGGCGCGGAGCAGACUCAAUCCCGCUGGGAGUUUCUGACUUCGAAUGCUGGGAGAAUCCUGUUGAACCAAUACAUCUCGGAUCUGGUCCGGAAAUACGCAUUCUGCGCACUGUGGCCAGCAGUUGAGGGCGCUGUCGAUUUUGGCAGCCUGCCGCUGCUUGACAAACACGGCCUUGUUGCCCUGCAGUUAAUUCGGGAUUCUUUGAUGCUGGACAGCGAAUACCGGAAAGCAUCGAUGCUGUUCGUGGGCCUCCACUUCUCCACCCCAGACCGCUGGCCGAGUCUCUUUGGCAGCGUGCGGGAUCUCUACACGGUGCGCAAUUUCUGGGGACGCGUCUGGCACCAGAUCUUCCGGCAGAUUUUCACACGCUGUGGUGACAUCGUCGCGGGCGCUCUGGGAGCUGAGAAGAGCACGUUGCUUUACAAAUACAGCAAGCUCUAUGUUGCUUUCCUGGUAUCAGGCGUACAGCAUUAUGCUUGUGCGUUGCUGAUCCCCUCUACCGCGUACGGCUGGGGCAUGUUCUGGCAGAUGCCUGCGUAUGCUGCCGUUGUCACGGUAGAGGAUGCUCUGAAGCAUUAUGGGAAACGCGCGGGCAUUUCGGACAGCAAUUUUGUGCGUGCUUUGGGUUAUAUCUGGACGGGCUACUGGAUGACCUUGAUAUAUGGACUACCGGUCGGCUUUGUGUCGGACAUUGGAGGGUUUACUGGCGUAUGUUCGCUAUGA
Molecule: messenger RNA, 1197 nt
Organism: Aspergillus puulaauensis
Lineage: Eukaryota; Fungi; Ascomycota; Eurotiomycetes; Eurotiales; Aspergillaceae
Product: putative toxin biosynthesis protein (GliH)
Exons: 3
Coding region: 1-1197 (398 amino acids)
Source: RefSeq, a predicted model, not a curated record